This is a messenger RNA of Magnolia sinica, 1442 nucleotides long. RefSeq names its product glucan endo-1,3-beta-glucosidase 2-like. Gene Ontology annotation, molecular function: hydrolase activity, hydrolyzing O-glycosyl compounds. NCBI's taxonomy places the organism in Eukaryota, Viridiplantae, Streptophyta, Magnoliopsida, Magnoliales, Magnoliaceae. Gene Ontology annotation, biological process: carbohydrate metabolic process. The coding region runs from base 9 to 1148 and encodes 379 amino acids. Gene Ontology annotation, cellular component: plasma membrane. The transcript has a single exon. The record is from RefSeq and is a predicted model, not a curated record.
CCAAGAACAUGCGCCUCUCCUGCAAGAACCUUCUCUUCUCCUUGCUCGUCUCCGCUCCCGUCAUCCUCAUCCUCGUCGACUCAUCUGACACACCCAUCGGCUCAUCCAAUCCGUCCAUCGGUAUCACCUACUCCCGACACCCCACCUCCGAUCUCCCCCGCCAUGAUCACGUCAUCUCCACCCUACAAUCGCUAGGCGUGGCCCAUGUCCGACUUCUUGAUCCCGAUCCUGAAAUCGUCCGCGCCUUCUCUAACUCAGGCAUCUCGCUCCUCCUCUCCAUCCCAAACACUUACAUCCAUGCCAUCGCAGCCAACCAAACCAGUGCCAUCCAAUGGCUCUACAUCCAUGUGGUCCCCUUCUACCCCCAGGCCAACAUCACCACCAUCUCCGUCGGCAAUGAUAUCCUCACCUCCUUCCCUGAGCUCUCCACCUCUCUGCUGCCCGCCAUCCGGAAUGUCUAUAUCGCCCUCCGUAAGCUCGGGAUCCGCAAGAUCUCGGUCUCAACUACACAUUCCUUCGACGUAAUCACAAGCCCAUUCCCACCCUCGGCUGCUGAAUUCAGAAAACCCGCUGCGGAAUGGAUCAUGAAGCCGCUUCUGGAUUUCAUCUACGCCACCAACUCGUCGUUCUUGAUCAACGCCUACCCAUACAAGCUAUGCAGAUCUAAUGUGCAGGUCCCGACCAGAUAUGCUCUGUUUCUCAAUUUUCCGGAAAAGCAAUGCUGGAACCUGUUCGAUAUGAUGGUCGAUGCGGUUAUCAGUGCGAUCCACAAGGCAGGCCACAAGGACAUACCUGUGGUUGUGACAGAAACGGGGUGGCCCAGUGAUGGGGACGCGACUGAGCCGCGAGCGAACAAACUGUUUGCGAAAAUGUACAAUGCAGGUUUGGUAAAGCAUCUGAGGUCGGGCCUCGGAACGCCGCUGCGGAAGGAAGGAGCCAAAGAGACUUACAUAUUUGAGCUGCUCGACGACGAAACGAAGCAAGGGCCUGAAUCGGAUCGGCACUGGGGUAUUUUCAAUCGGAACAUGAGGAUGAAGUACAAGAUUGAUUUCUCCGGUUUAGAUCGAUACGAUGGGGCGCAAUUGGUGAAGAAGGUGUUGAAUUUCUGUUUGAUAAUUGCACUGAUGUUUGCCGUUGUGGAAAGAUAAUCUGUAAUUAGUCAUUGUGAAAUCAGGCUGCAAGAAAUUUUCUUCUUUUCUUUCUUCAUUUUUUUUUUUCUUUUGAAGGAAAAUGGGUCCAUCUGUAAAUUCAAAUUUCUCAAUGCAAUUGGAUUCUUUUUUCUUUAUUUCUUUCUUGAAGGUAAUGUAUACAAAUUCACUUGUUGCUGAUUGCAAUUUGACAGGGUCGUGUUUGGGCAGGGCAUCCUCCAAAAUCUGGAUUACCUUGUUUUGCCAAGCUGCACAUCGUGCCCGAAGGCCGAGAGUGGCACUUUCUCCUGACAA